AUGGGGAAACAUCUCCGGAACAUCUUUAUAUUAACGUUUGUGAUGGCAGGAAUGGUUCUCUUACAAAAGCACUUCCAGAUAAACUUAAGUUGGAAUAAGUUGAAUGUGAUUGAAUGUAUCGGAUGUAACAAAUUCGAAGGAAGCCUAAUUAUUGAGCCACCGGAAGUGUGUAAGAAAUAUGGCGGAAAUACAACUUUCGCUCCACCAGAGUUGAUCUUCUUAGUAAUGAGCCCAGCGAACGACAAAAAAUCGAGGAACGCUAUCAGAGACACGUGGGGCGGAAUUCCUGAUCAAAAGACAGGUAAUUACCGAGUAGUGUUUGUGGUGGGGAGGAUAAAAUCUACCGAUCUUCUUCAUGAGGCGUCAGAGCAGAGAGAUAUUCUCCAGUUAAAUGUUCCCGAUACUCAAAAGGCCAUCACGGAAAGAGUGGCACAUUCUCUUCGUUGGUUAACACUACGUUGCCAAAGUAUAAAAUAUGUGAUGAAAACAAAUAUCGAAGUGUUUAUAAAUGUGCCGUACAUUUUCCGAAUCCUGAAGAAAUAUGAUUUAAAAAACAGUUUAGCUGGUCAUUGUUACCACAGACCCGAACAUUCUGAUGGAGCAGGUAAUGAUAAGAGGUUCAAGUACCUGAAAAGUUUACACUCUCCGCCAUAUUGUAGCGGAUCCGGGUACAUCAUCGGGAGGAAAACAGCUGUCAACCUGGUAGAGAUGUUUGAGAAUACGCCUUAUUUUGCUUUGGAUGACGUUUAUAUAGGAUUCUGCGCGUAUAAAGCUGGUGUAGAAAUAAUCGACAUACCGGGGUUCCAUGUGGACUUCGACGGUUAUGACGCCUUCCAGUAUUGUCACUGUGUGGGAUCGGCACGAAAUGUUGACGCAGGUAGACAACGCGAGAUCUACGGACUUCAGCUCAAAGACUGUAAACACAGCUGGACCCGUGGGGUGGACGACCUGGGCAUGUGUUUCCUCGAAUUUAGAGACGUGGCGAUGCCCGUGACUAUAAUGGUGGUGUCUGCAUUUCUCAUUGCUUUAUUUUUAAUUGUUCGUAGGAAAUUAAAUAUCAAGCCGUAG
Messenger RNA from Pecten maximus, 1068 nucleotides. RefSeq names its product beta-1,3-galactosyltransferase 5-like. Lineage: Eukaryota; Metazoa; Mollusca; Bivalvia; Pectinida; Pectinidae. The transcript has a single exon. The coding region runs from base 1 to 1068 and encodes 355 amino acids. Gene Ontology annotation, cellular component: membrane. Gene Ontology annotation, molecular function: hexosyltransferase activity. The record is from RefSeq and is a predicted model, not a curated record.